AUGGUGGGACGCGCAACUCCGAGGAGCAACACGCCAACGAAGGCGGCAGAAUCUCGGGCUCAAGGUCGAAUCACCUCCUUUUUCGCCACUCGAUCCACUGCUGCUUCCUCCUCAUCAUCUCCCGCCAAAGCUGCUUCCUCUCAAGCUUCUCCCUCCAUCCUCAAAUCGACCGCAAAGUCAACCCGAGGCUCCUCGUCACCUCUCAAACCCUCGAAUCCCACUUCCACUCGCAACAAUGUCCAGAUCAGCUCAUACGAGCACGAGCACGAGCACGAGCACGAGCACGAGCACGAGCACUCGGGAACAGAGUCUCUCUCUGACGACAAUGGCCUCUUCCGACGACGUCGCCACCGACGCAAACCAGUAUCUGAUAGUGACGACGACUUUCAGCCAGAGAAGCAUGCUGAACAAGAAGAAGAAGAAGAAGACGACGACGACGACGAUGACGACGACGACAAAGAUAAUGACGAGGACGAGGACGAGGACUUUGUUGCGGUUGAAGAUGGCGGGAACGGCAGUGACAGUGACGCAUCCGCUCCCAUCAUCUCAGCCAACGGUAGCGAUCGAUGCUCUGCAACUUGCUCGACAAGCAUGCCAGAAACGCCAGCGGACGCAGAUCCCAACAAGUUCGGCUACUUCUUUGGCUCUGACCCUUUCGUUGUGGUAGGCGACAAGAAGGCUGCACCUUUGAGGUCCAUCUCCAACCUGCCCAAAUCCUCAUCCCAACGCUCUCUGCGUUCCACCGGUCCUCCCUCUCAGAACGGCAACAAGAUGUUUUCGCUCUUCGAUAGCCCAGCCAACAAGUCCAAGCGAUCUCAUCAGGCGCUCCAAGACGACGAUUUCCUGGCUGAUGACGACCAUGAUGAAAAGCCUCGCAAGAAGGGUAGUACUGCUGCAGGUGCCAAAGGCCGCGCAGGAGCUUCAGUCCCUUCCUUCUCCAGCGGCAAAAGUUGGAAGUCAAAGUUCGCUCAGCAGCGUCCUUUCAGAAAGAUGCCGUUUGUACCCUCUCCAGCCCAAAUCGCCGACUUACGUCAAAAAGUCAAAGUGAAGGCCGAUAGCAACCUCUACCCCCCUAUUCACGACCUUGCAGACAUCUUUGGCGACAUGAUCGACCGUGCACCUGCCAUCCUCGAACUCGCCAAGACGCUCAAAGACCGUCCCUUGCGUGUUGCUACCAUGUGCAGUGGUACCGAGUCGCCCUUGCUGGCUCUCGAACUCAUGUGCCGUGCCAUUCACGAGAAGCACGGCAUUCGCAUCAAGGUCGAACACGUCUUCUCUUGCGAGAUCGAACCUUUCAAGCAGGCCUACAUCGAGCGCAAUUUCUCACCACCCAUUCUCUUCCGAGACGUGACCGAGCUCGGCGGCAAGAAGGCCCACACCGCUUACGGUGCACUGGUCCAUGUGCCGGGUGACGUCGAUAUCCUGAUUGCAGGUACUUCAUGUGUCGACUAUUCCCAUCUCAACAACAGCAAAAAGGGUCUCAAUGAUGGCGGUGAAAGUGGACGCACCUUUCGUGGUAUGCUCCAGUGGCUCAUGCGUCACAAGCCCACCUUGGUCAUUCUGGAGAAUGUCAAGAACGCGCCAUGGGUCGGUGUCGCAGAAACCAUUGUCGCUGAAGCUGGCUACGAUGUUGGCUUCAGCAACACCUUUGACACUAAGAACUACUACAUCCCACACACUCGUCAGCGAGGCUACUUGCUCGCAUGUCGCAACAACAACAACUCGUUGCCUCAGAACUGGGAGCUCAUCACCAACGUUCUCAUGCGUCCGGCAUCCAGCCCGCUCGAUGCUUUCCUCUUGCCGACCGAUGACCCACGCAUUCAGCGAGUUCGUCGCCAGUUUGCGCACGGAGAAGGUCUCAGCAAAGGCAGAUCCACCAUCGACUGGAGCAAAUGUCAAAGUCGACACGAGCGAGCACGUGAUGAAGAGGAGCUCGGCAAAACUCGUCCUCUCACAGCAUGGGAAGAAGGAGGCACCUGUAAGAUGUCACACGACGGUUGGAACGAGUGGGCUGUUCGUCAGCCUGAACGUGUUACCGAUCUGUUGGAUAUCACCACACUUCGUUUUGCUGCCAUGGGCCAAGAUCCUAUCUACAAGUCCAAGAUUUGGGAGCUCUCUCAGAACGUCGAUCGAAACGUUGCAGCUUCGCGACCAGGUAUUGCUCCCUGUCUUACACCUUCAGGCAUUCCUUUCCUCACCUCGCGUGGUGGUCCGUUGAUCGGACUCGAGGCUCUAUCGCUGCAGGGCCUGCCUCUUGACGAGCUCCUUCUCACUCGAGAGACGGACGAUCAGCUGCAAGAUCUUGCAGGAAACGCCAUGAGCUCUACCGUAGUGGGUGCCUGUCUUCUUGCUGCAUUACUCGUCGGCAUGGAUGAUCUUCGCCAAGAUGGCGAAAAGAGGAAAGCAGCCAAAGCAGCCAAAGCAGCCAAAGCAGCAUCGCAAGAGAAGCUCGAGAGUGAGCUCAAGAGCACUGGCCAAGUCGUUGACAAGGUCGUGACUGACGAGAAGCAUCACACCAUUGCUCGCGAUGAACUUUUGGCCUCGCAGCCACUGGAUCUCACUUCUAGCCAGAAGGUCUCGAUGCCAGAGUUGCUUGCAGCAGCGGUCAAAAGUGCCCAGCUGUGCAAUUGUGAGGGACGAAGCCGUGUUGUCGAAGUUCCUGUCCAUCGCUGUGCCGACUGCGACCACACCGCUUGCGAGACUUGCAAGGGUCGCCCUUUGCACAAGUUCAUUCCGGACACCUUGGCUCGCUCGCCUCCGGAUGACUUUGCUCCACUUCUCAAGGCAGCGCUUCCUAUGCGUGUCGAAGCCAAGGGUCUCAGCAACGAUCUUGUCACGUCACUCAUGAAGGACCUGCCGUUCCAGGACGACUCGCUAGCAAAGCGAUGGGGCAAGCGCCUUGUCGAGGUGCUCGAAUCAGCCGAGUUCCGCUUCCAGUCGCUCCUGCGUCAAAAGGUGUGGCAGGCUCGAUUUGCGGCGCCGGGAGCUCGUCUCGAUCUGAUGCUUGACCCUGUUGAGCCUCAUUGGCGUAUUCUCGUCGAUCCUGCGGUCGAUGAGCCUGCUGGCAGUCCUCUGCGCAAGUUGCUCAUCCAGCCUGUCGCUCGUAUGCCACUCGACGCCAAGGCAGACAACGUUGAUCUCCUUCACGGACAGUGGCAGCUGUGUCUUCCCACCACCAAAGUUACCACCGUUGCAGUCCGCAGCGCCGGCAAGCAGGUGCAGACAUGGCAGAGUGCGAUGGGUCUUGGCGGCAAGUUUGCAGACAAGCUCCGCUACUCGGAGAUGCAUGUCACUGUUCCCGAGGACGUGCGGGACCUCUUGGAUGCUGAUAUCGAUGGAGCCUACGACUUGCUAGAGCAAUGCGGUACUGCAUGUGGUGCUCUCCACGUUCGUCGAGGAGAUCAAGAUACUGCCAACCGCCGUCGUCUCUUCCUCUUCAUUGACACCGAUCGAUUCCAGGACCAGUCUGCCGAUCGCUUCGUUUUCUCCACCGACACUUCUCGAUGGCCUUACCCGCUCGAACGUGUUUCCGUUGCGCAGCUCGAGCCCGGCUGGCGACCAACCCUCGCAGUACCAGGAAAGGAACAAGUCGAAGAGAAGGUCAAGCUCACCAUCUCGGGAGCUUGGCGCAACGUCGAGCCCUUCAGCGUGCGUGCAGGCAGUGGUGUCGAUGGAAAGAUGGCCAUCCCUAAACAGACCUACCAUCUGGAUCUGCGCAAGGAAGACUGCACCUCUUCGGUGGCUGUCUUGACCUGUCAAGCACCCGUGCUGGGCCGUGGCAUGGACCGAAUUUGGCCUGCAGAUGGCGUUUGGGGCCAAGUCGAUCUGCUGCACAAGAGCAACACUACAUUUAGCCAUCUCGCCUGGCUUGUCGAGCGAUUGCCAGAUGUCGAGGCGCUAGAUGGCUGGAUGCCUGCCAAGCAUGAUCUUUUCGAUUGCGCUACUUCAAAUUGUCCUCUUUGUGCACCCUCGGAGCCGGACAUUCAGUGGCUCGCCAUCCCAGGCAAGCCUGUCAUGCCUGUGGAGAACACGAUGCAGGCGGGCCCUUACGAGCAAGCGCUCAAGAACCGUCCCUCGCCCUUUGUUGUGCAGCUGCGUCUCAAGAACGACGUUGCGCAGGUUCGAUUCGGUCUCAAUGCCGCUACUCUGAUGCAUCGUGCUGUUUCGCGUCUACCACCAUCCAAGAACGCGGGUGCUGUCGAGCUCUCAUGGCGUCUCACCAAACUCGAUCGCUCCAUCGACAUUUUCCGUCUUCCCCGCUACACUCUUUGCAGCAAUCGACAGGACCCCGAAGCGCCGACUCCAGACCUUUUUGCGCUCCAGCUUCGACGAGAGCAGAAGCGAUCGCUUACUUGGAUGCUCAAGCAGGAAGAGGCUGAUGUGCAGCCGUUCCAUGAGGAAGAGAUUUCGGAAGGUCUACUCGACCCACUUGGCUGGCGUGCGGAGGGACGCGCUAUUCGACCUGUCACCGUUCGUGGUGGUGUGUUGGCUGAUGCGGUUGGUUACGGUAAGACAUGUAUCUCGCUAGCUCUCAUCGCCUCUUCUCCGCAUCGAAAGGAGCUUCCUGCACUCCCUGCCGGCGAAAAUGGCACCUACAUCCCGACUCGUGCCACGCUCAUCAUUGUUCCGGGUCACUUGUGCAAGCAGUGGGAGAAGGAGGUCCGCAAGUUCUGCGGCGACAAGCUCGCCGUCCGCGUCGUCACUUCCAAGCAAGAGCUGAACAAGCUUACAGUGAGAACAGUGCUCAACUGUGAUAUCUUGAUCAUGUCAGUCACCGUGUACAAGUCGGAUGCGUACUGGGAGACUUUGGCUUCGAUUGCGGCGUCCAACCCUCUGCCCAACCGUGCAGGUCGAUUCUUCAACGCUGCGCUCAAGAAGUCGCUCGAGGCGCUCAAGAACCGUGUUCGCGAGCUGACUAGCAAGAAAGAGGAUGGCGAGAACAGCGACAUCCGUCAGCUUCUGCGCUCGGUCCGAACCAAGGUUGACUUUGAUGACUCGCAUCUUACCACGCAUAAGGCACGAAGCCGGUUGAAGGGCAAAGCGUACGUGGAUGCCAACGUUGGCAAGGAAGGCGAGGAGGAGGAUUCGCAAGAUGAUGAAGACGAAAAGGAGCUCAAAGCAGCCGCUAAGAAAAGCAAAAACAGCAAAGCUCUGCCCAAAGAGCUUCAGUCUUCCAGCAAAAAGGACCCUGAUCCGUGGGGUCUCACCUCAUCCUCCGUCCAACACGAUUGGCACAACAUGACCUGUCCCCCACUCGAAAUGUUCAUGUGGAACCGAGUCAUCGUCGACGAAUUCCACUACAUCGGUGAGACCAUGGACCGCACCCUCGCCGGAGUCACCUCCCUUCAAGCCCGCUCGAAAUGGAUCCUCUCCGGUACACCUCCCACCGCUGACUUUGCCGAUGUCAAAAGCAUCGCUGUCUUUCUCAACGUUCAUCUCGGUGUCGAUGAUGAUGCAGACACCACCAAAGAUUCGGUCCGCAAAGCUCGCGAGAAGAUGCGUACCGCAGCGGAGAAGUUCAACAACUUCCGAGAGAUGCACUCCCCCGCCUGGCAUCAUAGGCGACAGGAGGUGGCGCAGAGGUUCUUGGAUCGAUUUGUGAGGAGUAACGAGCCAGAGAUCGGGGAGCUGCCGAGUCAGCAGUUGAUCAAACCAAUUAGGUUGCCUGCUGCUGAGUCUGCGUUGUAUUUGGAACUGGCGCAUGCGAUUGAGAAUCUCGAUCUGAGACAUCAGAGGAAGGUCUUUAAGGCUAGACCCAAGGCGAAGACGGCAGCGGCGAGGGUUGCUGCAGCGAGGACAAAGGGUGGAGAUAGUUUAAUCGAUGAUGAUGAUCUUGAUUCAGAUGAUUCGGAUGGUGCGGCGGGUAAGAAGAAAAAGGGGAAGAAGGUGGUGAAGGAGGUCAAGCGGAAACAAGGAGAUCCUCAGCUGGAGAUGAGUCAUCGUGAUCAGCGCCUUAUCGACACACUUGGUAGUUCUGCUUCUCCUGAGGAGGCUUUGCUCAAGCGUGCUUCCGUGUACGACGAUUUCGCAGGUGUUGAUCUGGAUGCGAUGGAAGGAGUGAACAACGCGAUCAAAGCGUGCGAGUACAUUGUUCGAGAACGACGCAAGCAACUUGCAGACUGUCGGGAGCAAUUGGAGCGUGAGCUUCCCAUUGCGCUCGAACAGCAUCUUCUGGUCCUCCAUCACUUCGGAUAUCGGGACGAGAACCGACAGGCGUUUGCGGACUACGUGCGAAACGCGCAUAAUGCAGCAUGGGGCGAUAAAGAGUCCAAGCAGAUGGUACGCGAAAUCCUCGAUGCCGCCAACUGCACUAUGUCUUCCGUCACUCGCAGUGCGGCUAAAGCGCAUUUCUCCAAAUCCGGCGUACUGCAAGCAGCACUGAAGAGGCGAGCUAAAGAGCGAGCUGCUGCAGAAAAAGGCGGCGGUGCUAAUGCUACCGCUGCUGACGAUGAUGGUGGGAAGAAAGCCAAGAUCGAUCCUAAAGCUGUUGCUUGGGCUGAGGAGUACCAUCUUCGAGCGCUCGUCCACCAACUUACUCGCCUGCGCAACGAGCUUGUCGGUCGAGUCAACGCAUUACGCUUCUUCACCAUGAUCCGUGAUUGUCAGCGUGCGCAUCUCGAAGGAGUCCAGGUUCAAGUUAUCUGCCCGGCCAACAAGUGCAAGCACUCUGGCAACCCUCUUCCACUCAGCGAAGUCAGCAUUUCCUCCACCUGCGGACACAGUGGUUGCAGGGAAUGCGUUCUUCGAGAAGCCUACAUUGGGAAAUGCCCUACGGAAGGCUGUGCUGCGUUAGCAAAACCAACUUCCAUCGUACAAGCCUCUUCUCUCGGUGCGGAAGAUGAUGGAAAAGCCACUCGUUACGGUACAAAGCUUGCCCUUCUAUGCGCGCUGCUCCGUCGAAUCCCGCCCACGGAACGCGCGUUGGUGUUUUGUCAGUUUGAAACGCUUACCGCUACCGUAGCUGAGGCUUUAUCCGCGUAUGGAAUCUCGUUCGUCCAACUCACGGGUACAGCUAAACGUCGAUCGGACCUUCUCGAAGCGUAUCAGGAAGAAUCAGGCGCGAGAGUUCUGCUGCUUAAUGUGGAUGAUGAGUCGGCGGCUGGGUCGAAUCUUACCGUUGCCAACCAUGUCAUUUUUGUUGGGCCGCUAUUGAAGCAGGAACAGCAGCAGUACGAAGCGACGAUGACACAAGCUAUUGGUAGAUGUGUAAGGUAUGGUCAGAUGAAAAAAGUUUUUGCGUGGAGGUUGAUUAGUAUGGAAACGAUUGAUCAGGAGGUGAUGGAAAGGAGGGAGAGGGUUAAGCUCAUCACCAAAGACGAAGCUGCGGAAGCUGAUACGGGGGCUAAGGGGGAGGGGACAACAACAGCGGCGAACGGAGAAACGAUUAAAUCGACUCUGGUUGUGCAAGAGUUGGAUAAGGAAUUCAAUGCGGCUUUGAAAGGAGCAUUGGUGCUACAAGAUGUUGGGUCGACUUCGGGGUGUAAAAGGAAACGAGGCAUGGAGGGAGAGGUGGAGGGGGUGGGAGGGAAAAGGAAGAGACAAGCGGGGAAGAAAAGUAAAAGAGUUGAUAGUGACGAGGAGGAAGAAGAGGCGGAAGAAAGCGAAAGUGAUAUAGAGGCUUUGGAAGAAGCAAGUCCUCCAGCUAGAUCUGGGAGGGGCAGGAUGGUGAGGAAAGCUAAGGCGAAGAAAGCUAUUGUGCUGUCUUCUGAUAAGGAGGAGGAGGAGGAGGAGGGGUGA
Ustilago hordei is the source of this 7737-nucleotide messenger RNA. RefSeq lists its product as uncharacterized. NCBI's taxonomy places the organism in Eukaryota, Fungi, Basidiomycota, Ustilaginomycetes, Ustilaginales, Ustilaginaceae. Gene Ontology annotation, molecular function: methyltransferase activity; ATP binding; ATP-dependent chromatin remodeler activity. The transcript has a single exon. The record is from RefSeq and is a predicted model, not a curated record. The coding region runs from base 1 to 7737 and encodes 2578 amino acids.